AUGAUUAAAGUGAUAGGUAUUGUUGUACUUUCGAUAUUUGGCAUCUUCACGACGUUGCUAUUCAGUUGUCAUCUCUAUUUUGGAGCGUUUGAUUAUUUCAUAGAUUGCUGUUGCUGUUGUUUUCGUCGUAAAUCUACCGAUCAUACUACGGCGGAAACGACUCCCACGGCUACGGCAGCGGCUCCGUCGCGGCAUAGGCCUCCGCAAGCUGUUUAUCCUGACCUUGAAAAGGGUCGAAGCAAUGUUAAUGUUGGCAAUACUAGGGCUAAACCUUAUGUGACAAGUGGUGGAGGUGGUAGUAGGUAUAGUGGUGGUGGGUAUGGUGGCGAUGGAUAUAGUGGUGGGGGGUACCAUGGUGGUGGUUAUGGUGGAGGCGGUGGUGAUGGGGGAGGUGCGCAUGGAGGUGGUGGCGGAGAUGGGGGAGGUGGAGGGGGUGGAGGAGGAGACGGGGGAGGUGGCGGUGGAGAUGGAGGAGGGGGCGGCGGAGGGGGUGGUGGAGGCGGAGGAGGUGGCGGGGACUGA
Molecule: messenger RNA, 522 nt
Organism: Daucus carota subsp. sativus
Lineage: Eukaryota; Viridiplantae; Streptophyta; Magnoliopsida; Apiales; Apiaceae
Product: putative glycine-rich cell wall structural protein 1
Exons: 1
Coding region: 1-522 (173 amino acids)
Source: RefSeq, a predicted model, not a curated record